AUGCAGUUUGAUCGUCAAACCUUAUCCAUUGCAAUGCGUUUCUUGAUGGCCAAAACUCCAGAGCAAAGGGCAGCUGUUGAUCUGGACACUCAUUACACACAGCUUAGGUUUCAUUCUUUUAUACCAUAUGAUAUGAUGAUGAUGCUUAUAUUAUCCAUUAUCCAAUCCUACAUACAGUUUGAACCUCACCCCAUGUAUCUAUGCAGGAAUGUCAGUUCACCUCAUUUUCAUUUUCAUUUUGUUAUUGAUUCAAUAGUGAACCCACCUGCAGUUGAUUGGCUAGGGCUUCCAGUUCAGUUUUGGGCUUUAUCUCUACAUUUCUAUUUAACAGUUUCAAGCACAAGCACAAGAAACAGAGCAUCUUUCCUAUCACUUUUAAGGUGUACAAUGUUGGAAAGGAGGCAACAGUUGUAUUGCAGCUUAAAGGUGAUUGUUCUCUUGGUUACCUCCAUAUCGUAUUACCAAACUAAAGGAAAUAGACAUCAAAUAUUAGCUGCUCACCAAAGAAGAAGGUUUAGAAGUAUACGAGGACAUGAUAUUGGGGAGAGAUUUCGAGGACAUGUGUGCUCAGAUGUAUUACAGGGGGGAAAUGUUUGGUUUUGUCCAUUUAUACAACGGGCAAGAAGUUGUUUCUCAGGGUUCAUCAAUCUGUUGAAGAAAGAGGAUAGUAUUGUGAGAACCUACCGUGAUCAUGUUCAUGCUCUAAGCAAGGGGGUGCCUGCUCGUGCUAUGAUGAGCGAGUUGUUUGGGAAGAAAACAGGGUGUUACUGUGGUCAGGGUGGAUCCAUGCACAUGUUCUCUACUGAACACAAUGUUCUUGGAGGGCUUGCCUUUAUAGGAGAAGGCAUCCUUGUUGCCACAGGUGCAUCAUUCAGUAGCAAGUACAGGAGAGAAGUGUUGAAAGAAGCAGAUUGUGAUCAUGUGACAUUGGCAUUCUUUGGAGAUGGGACCUGUAAUGAUGGGCAGUUCUUUGAGUGUUUGAACAUGGCAGCUCUAUGGAAAUUGCCUAUCAUAUUUGUGUGGAGAACAAUCUGUGGGCAAUUGGGAUGUCCCAUCUGCGUUCAACUUCAGAUCUAG
Lactuca saligna is the source of this 1077-nucleotide messenger RNA. The record is from the annotation of a GenBank genome assembly. Lineage: Eukaryota; Viridiplantae; Streptophyta; Magnoliopsida; Asterales; Asteraceae.